Molecule: messenger RNA, 882 nt
Organism: Crotalus tigris (Tiger rattlesnake)
Lineage: Eukaryota; Metazoa; Chordata; Lepidosauria; Squamata; Viperidae
Product: conserved oligomeric Golgi complex subunit 2-like
Exons: 5
Coding region: 99-578 (159 amino acids)
Biological process (GO): intra-Golgi vesicle-mediated transport; protein transport; Golgi organization
Cellular component (GO): membrane; COG complex
Source: RefSeq, a predicted model, not a curated record
ACGUCGUCGUCUGGCGGAAGUGCCUUCCCUUCUCCCCCCGCCCCGAGGAGGCGGGUUGCGGGGACGUGGCUGCUGCGGGUGGCUGCUGCUCGGGCGCGAUGAAUCUGCCUCGGGGACCCGACAACUUGUGCUUCGAUAAGCAUGAGUUUAUGAAGCCAGACUUCGAUGUUGAUCACUUUGUGUCAGAGUGUAGAAAACGUGUUCAGUUGGAAGAACUUCGUGAUGAUCUUGAAUUAUACUACAAGCUUCUUAAAACCGCCAUGAUUGAAUUAAUAAACAAGGAUUAUGCAGACUUUGUUAAUCUCUCUACCAACCUGGUUGGCAUGGACAAAGCCCUUAAUCAGCUUUCAGUGCCUUUGGGACAGUUGCGAGAAGAAGUUAUGAGUCUUAAGUCAUGUGUUAGUGAAGAAAUACGUGCAAUUGAUGACCGUUUGUCUAAACAAGAAGAUAUCAGGGAAAAAAAGGUCUGUGUCUUGAGACUUAUUCAAGUUAUUAAAUCAGUUGAGAAGAUAGAGAAAAUUCUACACUCCCAAAAUUCAAAAGAAACAUCAUUAGAAGUAAGCAGGUAUGACAAUUAAAUUUUAUUUUCAUUCACCAAUUUGUUUUUCUUUGGAUAUGUUUACCAAUAAAGUAUAAUUGGUCUUUUUAUAAUUAUAUGAUAAAAUAAUAAGUUCCACUAAACAUUUAGAAGAGCAUAUCUUUGCUUCCCAAAAGACCAGUAUGAGAUAAUAUAUUUAUUUUCUCAGGGCUUUCUCAAAUAAACUAAUUGAUUAUUGAGACUAUGGGUCUCUAAAAACUAUUUUCAAAAAAUGCAGCCGUAGUUAUAAUAUUUUCCCUGAAUUACUAUUACUGCUAUAUGCAUAUCAACAAAUUUAAUGAUUU